Messenger RNA from Nicotiana tabacum (common tobacco), 441 nucleotides. Lineage: Eukaryota; Viridiplantae; Streptophyta; Magnoliopsida; Solanales; Solanaceae. The record is from RefSeq and is a predicted model, not a curated record.
CAAAUAACCCUCUUGAAAGCAAAGGUCAAGGGUAGCAAUAGCUUUAAGCUAAGAAAUUACUUUUAAGAAAUGGCUUCCUCAGUUAUGUCCUCAGCAGCUGCUGUUGCGACCGGCGCCAAUGCUGCUCAAGCCAGCAUGGUUGCACCCUUCACUGGCCUCAAAUCCGCGUCCUCUUUCCCAGUUUCCAGGAAACAAAAUCUUGACAUUACUUCCAUUGCUAGCAAUGGUGGAAGAGUUCAAUGCAUGCAGGUGUGGCCACCAAUUAACAAGAAGAAGUACGAGACACUCUCAUACCUUCCUGAUUUGAGCGAGGAGCAAUUGCUUAGGGAAGUUGAGUACCUUUUGAAAAAUGGAUGGGUUCCUUGCUUGGAAUUCGAGACUGAGGUCAACAUCUAUUCUAAAUCUUGCUACUAUUAUCAAGCAUAACUAACAUGAAUUACU